CAAGGUCUUUGCGUAGAAUGAACGCCAUCUUCCGGUGGAAUUGUUGCGUCCUGUUGUGUUUAGUAGUUGAAUGUAUGGCUAAUACAAUGAAUUAAGUUGAAUUAGAUUUUUAACGUUUCAUCGGUAAGUUUCUAGAGUGAAGUUUUUUUUUGUUGUGACAAAGUAUUUCAAAUGUUUGAUCCACCGUGUGUGAAUACGUGUUGACUUUGUGCGAAGUAAGUUAACGGGACUUUGACUUAAUGCAUUUAUUAGCGUGCUGUGUUUUGGUCAUGGUGCAGGCUGUGAAAAUUUUAUAGUAUGUUGACGAAUGAAUCUUGCAUAGCGAUAUGACACAGCAGUAUUAGUCUGCUGUUUGUUGUUGCUUGAAUGUAAACAACCACGGGGUGGCGUCAUGGAUGACGAGGUUGAGGCGGACGCUAGGACCAGCGGUAUGAAGGGCGAAGGGAGUGAGUGUUCAGGCGAUUCUUUUAAGUCUUCAGCUUCAGACAGUCAGUUGGUGGUAGUGAAGGCUGAUACGAAUAUUAAAAAGCUUCAUAAUGGUGACCCAGAACACUUGUCUUCGGACGAAGAGUGUGUGGUGGAGGAAUGUAGCUCCGGUAAAGUUACCGUUCAUUCAGAUGAAGACAGCGAAAACGUGGAAAAAGAGUCCUUGGACUCGGAAGAGGAGGACUUUAAGUUACACGUAGACGUGGACGUGUCAGACCAGGAAGGUAGCGACGCUGAAAGCAGCGGGAAUAGGCAGCUGGAGCCAGUGCGCGCCAACUCUGCCGGCGAUAGUGAAGUAAUAGAACUGAGUGCAGGCGAAGACGACGACUGCGAAGUGGUUGAGAUAAAGGAGAAAGAGAGAACCGAUAAAGAGAGCGAGAGGCGCCAGGAAGAGAAGACCGGUAGGAUAGAGAACAACUCUGUGGAAGUGGUGGAUAUAGAUGACAGCGCGGAAUUGGACAAAGUUGAGAUGGCCGGAUCUGCUAGAUUUGUGGGUGGAAAGCCGGUUGAAGAAUCCGGAAACCCCUCACCAGCAUUGGAAGACGAUCAGAAUGUUGAAGAAUGCUUAGGAGCUGUAGUGGCCAGGGGGAAAGAUGGUGUGGCACUGGAAGAUGAUGAGGAUCUGGGGAAAUGUGAAGAAACUGAUAGAAGUUCAGUCUGUGAAGAGACUCAAUUAGUUUAUCCUUUAAGGUUAGAAGAGAAAGAACACAUAUUAGAAAACACUGGUGAAGAUGAUCAUGGGGUAGACAAUUACUUAAAUAAAAACAAUAUAAAUGAACGGGAAGAAGAAAGAAGACAAGUGAAGGAAUCCGGUGAAGAAGUGGGAGACUUGUUUAGACAUUGUGAUCCAGAGGUGGUAGUAACACGGACGCUGCCUUCCAGUGCGAGCGACGAAUGCACAGGAGAGACUUCCGCAGAUUUGUCAGAUUCUGAUGAUUUCAUAGGCUUUGAAUCAACAGAACCACAUAUCUUUUCCAAGGAAUUUUGUCAUGUUGAAGGGUCGGGGCCGAGGGAUGGAGAGAUCGUGGGCACGCUGCACGUGUCGGCGGACACGCACUUCUUCACGGCGGAGGGCGGCGAGGGGCCCAGCACGGCCAGCGGGAGCGAGGCCGGGGACUCCAGCCGCCUCAGCCCAGUGCCCACGGAGAGCUCGCGGUGCAACAGCCCGACGGCCAGCUCUGCGAGCGGGGACAAGCGCGGUGGGCGCAAGAGAGUCUCCUUGGACCUCACCAAUCCCCUCUACAUGAAGCCUUUCCAGCUCGGCUGGAAGAGGGAGCUGGUGUACCGUAGUGCCAUGGACUCUGCCAAUCGCCGCAUGGCAGAUGUCUACUACUACACACCCACCAAUAAGAAGAUACGCUCUGCUCGCGAGCUGUUGGAGCACGUGGACGGGGUGGAGCUCACCACCAAGAACUUCCUCUUCACGAAGGAGCCGCUGGGGCUGGACAGCUCCAUGGAGAAGAUACGCGACGCCAGGAAGAGCCUCAGCCUGCGGGAGGCGGCAUGGCCCAAGGACGGCAAGGAGGGCAAGGAGGAAGGGGAGGCACCCAGCAAGCCCCCGGAGAAGCACAAGCCGGCCAGAGCGGCCGAGCCAACGCCGGUGCCUGCCGCUGCCCCCGUCCCGGUCCCGGAAGCUACGACCCCAGAGCCAGCCCUGGCCCCGGCCCCAAGUGCUCCCAAGUCUCCCCACAGCAGCUCCUCUGCGGUCGCACUGCGCAAGGCUGCCACCACGCCCACCUUGCGCAGCUUCCCCCGCAUCAAGGUGACGCCCACCAGGACCCAGAAGGAGGAGGGGGGUGCAGGCAAGGGGGCCGUGGCAGGAAAGCGCGCUCAGCCGCGACCGCUGCUGCCCAAGCCGCGCGACGACCUACAGGUGGGUGUGUUGCCCCCGCUGUGGAGCGUCAAGUCAGCGCCCACGCCCACGCCCACGCCCAAGAAGGCUGCUGUGUCCACCACCUGGUCCAGUGCGCCCAAGAUGGUGAGCGAACCCUUGGAGAAGAAGAUGGACCCUUGCAGCAUCCACUGCCCGCUGAAGAUGGGUGUGAUCCCCACGCUGCAGUGCCGGCUGUGCGUGUGUCUGUACCACCCAGAGUGCGUGGGGCUGGGCUCCUUCAGUGAGACCAUCCACAGCUACGUGUGCAAGAACUGCCAGACGGAGAUCCGGGAGGGCAAGACGUCCCUCGUGGCCCCGCCCCCCCUCGCCGACCAGCCCAAGGCGCUCACGGACGCCGGCAAGCUGGUGACGGUGCCGCGCCUCGUGAAGACCCGGGAAGUGUUCGCGCCCGGCAAGAAGAUCCUGGGCUCGGUGACGACCUGGCUGCCCGCGUCGGCCAGCGUGCAGGUGCCCGAGGCGGUGUCGGUGCCCGCCUCGGCGCCGGCCAGCAUGCAGAGCGUGGCGUGGAUGAACGGGCGCAAGUACAUCGUGGUGCCCAAGCACAACGUGUUGUCCGUGUCUCCGUCGCCGGCGGACAAGGCUCCGGCCGCGGUGCAGUCCACGCCGGCCUCGGGCGCGAGCAAGGACCCCAGCGUGCUCCUGGGCAGUCCCCCGGGCGUGCUGCUGGUGCCCCUGCUGCCCUCGGCUGACAAGGGAGGCCCCCUGCACACCCAGUACCUCAUCGUGAACGCCCCUCCCGGGGGCGGCCUGGUGCUGCCCACCUCCACCGCCGCCGCCGCCACCGCCGACUCGGGCAAGGAGCAGCGCGGGCGCAAGCGUGCCGGCUCGGGCUCUGACGAGGGCCCCCCGGCCAAGCAGCCGUGCAAGCAGCAGUGUGCUCACAGCCUGGUGCACGACGUGUGUGUGCUGUACAUCGUGAUGGAGAGAGAGUGCCGUGUGCGCAGGGGCAAGGAGCAGCACGGGCGCAAGCGUGCCGGCUCGGGCUCUGACGAGGGCCCCCCGGCCAAGCAGCCGUGCAAGCAGCAGUGUGCUCACAGCCUGGUGCACGACGUGUGUGUGCUGUACAUCGUGAUGGAGAGAGAGUGCCGUGUGCGCAGGGGCAAGGAGCAGCGCGGGCGCAAGCGUGCCGGCUCGGGCUCUGACGAGGGCCCCCCGGCCAAGCAGCAGUGCAAGCAGCAGUGUGCUCACAGCCUGGUGCACGACGUGUGCGUGCUGUACAACGUGCUGCAGCACGUGUUCCAGUACCUGAAGGUACAGGAGCUGCUGCGUGCUGCCCGCGUCUGUCGCCUGUGGCGCGAUCUGGCCCAGCAUCCUUCCCUGUGGGCGUCGGUCCACAUGAAGAACUCGAAGGUGAGCGACUGGCAGGGCCUCGCCACCACGCUGAGCGCGCGCGGCACGGCACACUUGGACCUGCGCAAGAUGCUGCUGCCGCAGCGCAGCGAGGACGUGGCCGCCAUGUGGCAGCAGUUCCGUGCCGUGGUGGGUCGCAUGGACGGCCUGCAGCGCCUGGACCUGUGUCGCUGCCCUGCGUCCGUGGUGCAGCACGUGCUCACGGCUUGUCCGCGCCUGCGCACGCUCAACGCCACCGCCAUCAGCUGCAACUCGAUCUCGCUGGCGGCUGCGGGAGGCCUGGAGCACCUGGAGGAGCUGCGACUCAAGAGCCUGUCCGGCAUCACGCUGGAGUCGUCACUGGGCGUGCUGUCCCAGCUGUCCAGCCUCAAGCACCUCGCACUCACCACUUUCCGCAACCUGGGGCAGCAGGGGGUGGAAGUGAUCGGGCAGCUGGAGAGCCUGGAACUGCUGGAGCUGGGCGAGGUGAACAACCUGGCUGCCACGUUCCCCGCCGAGUCGCUGGCGUGCCUCGGCAAGUUGCGCCGGCUGCGACUGGAGAAGGUGCAGGGCCCGGACACGCUCACCUUCAACUACCUGGAGACGGCACGCAGCCUGGCGCAGCUCACGCAGCUGGAGCUGGUCAACUUCGACGUCAAGCCCGGCUUCGACAGCAUCCUCGCCAGCUGCACCAACAUCCGCAAGCUGCUCAUCAUACCCACCUAUGUCACUCAGUCGGCGACGACGAACCGCAUGGUGCUGGGAGGCGUGCUGCAGCUGGCCAGCACGCUGCAGGUGUUCGUGUGGGGCGUGACCCACGAGCUGCUCCGCGUCACGGAGUUGUUUGUGGACCAGUGUGACGUGGACCAGGCCAAGAAGGAGCAGCUGAAGAAGGGCGACUGCAUCCCGGUGCUGAAGCCCGUGCCGGGCAUCGCGGCCGUGCUCUCUCCCUCGGACGCGUGGAGCUGCGAGGAGAAGUACGGGGGACCCACGCCCUCCGUCGAGAUCCUGUCCCUGCCCAAGCUGCACAAGCUGCUGAAUGUGCAGCUGCCCGGGACCCGGGUGAAGCUGCUCAAGAUCCCCUUCCACGCCACGUGGCGCCAGUACCUCUCCGACAUGCACGCCUGAGCUCUCGCCUCUAGUACCAGGCCUCUGUGCAUGCAAGUGAGUUGAGUUCGUUUUCAAUUCAAGCUAAAGUUUUAUGUAGUAGGUAUUUGAAAGGAUUGUUGAUAUACAAGCAUUAUUCUAUUUGAGAAGUUUAGUUUUAAUUUUGUGUUUUACGUAUGUAUAUGUAAUAAAUCUCGUACUAAGAAA
Molecule: messenger RNA, 5023 nt
Organism: Bacillus rossius redtenbacheri
Lineage: Eukaryota; Metazoa; Arthropoda; Insecta; Phasmatodea; Bacillidae
Exons: 14
Coding region: 392-4837 (1481 amino acids)
Molecular function (GO): protein binding; DNA binding
Source: RefSeq, a predicted model, not a curated record